Aphanomyces astaci is the source of this 2055-nucleotide messenger RNA. RefSeq lists its product as hypothetical. The transcript has 2 exons. Lineage: Eukaryota; Oomycota; Saprolegniomycetes; Saprolegniales; Verrucalvaceae. The record is from RefSeq and is a predicted model, not a curated record. The coding region runs from base 52 to 2019 and encodes 655 amino acids.
CCGGACCCGACGACGAGCAAAAACGGCCACCAGCGUACACACCGCCGUAGGAUGGAGACCUUCGCGGUCGUACUAGCCAGCCUCUUUGUUUACCGUGGGCUACCCACAGCAUACGCGUACGAUGUCGUGUUAGGCGUGCUCGUGCCUCAGUUGACCGACGAGACUCUGGAACAAGCCGUGUGGAGUGCGAUCCACGACGCAUCGCUGGACGACCCUGCAUUGAACGUGACCACCGUGGUCUUUGAAACAGGUUGCAACGCAACUGGGACGCUCGUAGCUCUCCAAGCAUUUGCCUCGCAACGGGUCACAGCCGUCGUGGGGCCAACAUGUGCCGAAGCCUGUCGGCACAGCGUUCCAUUUGGAGCGCUGCAGCAGUGGACACAAGUGACUGCCGGGUGUGGGGCGUACGUCGUACCCACCGAUGAUAUAUACAACCGCGUGUAUCAAAUAGCUCCCCCCGACUCGACCAAGCUCCUCGCAGCAGAACUUGUAGCCAAAACGUACACGGGAGGUGGCACCGUGGCGUAUGUAGUUCCAUGGACGAGCGACUGGGUCUCGACGUUGGCAUCGCUGCGGGGGGUCGUCCCGUCCGCCCGAUGGUUCUUCUACGACGCCAGCACCCUCGCCGCGGUGCUGGUCGCAGUGCACGCGACCCCCGAGGUCAAGAUCAUCGCGUUCGAUGUUGAACCCUCCAUGUCUGUGACAUCGUUUGUGUCGAUGGCCCAGCGGUCCACCGUGGCGCUGCUUGGGCUUUCCGUCGACCUGGACUUACUCCUACGAGCGAUCCCACUCUUUCAAUCCACAUCCCAUCUGAUAUCGAUCGCGUUUUCGAAAUCGCCCUCCACCAACCUCACCCAACCUAUAACCGUCACCUCCGCCUACAUGUACGACGCGACCAUCACAGCGUGUCGUAGCCAAAAACCAUCGUCGUUUGCCCUUUCGGCGCACACGGGUGCGUCCGGCGCCAUAGAUUGGAUACAACGGACGAGGGCCCCGCUCUUCCAGCUGCAAGUCGUGCCUGCCUCUGGGGGGGUCGCGGUUAUCCUGGGCACGUUUGCACCUGUCGGGUCGACAUUGGUGUACACGGACAGCCAGCCACCCGCCGCCGCGCCUGUGACGUGGAGCACCCUGCUGUCCUCAUCAUCGCCUGGGACGUCGUCGCCGUCCAAAACACUCCCGUACGGACCUUCCAUUCUAGGCGCGAUUUGCCUCUCCAGUGCGUGCAGCUUAGCGUUUUUGAUUCGCAUGUUUCUGCCGCCAUAUUGGCUCGUGGGCAUGUUCUUUGCCGGGUUUGACCGACAAAAGGACACGGUCAGCGAAGAUACGUUCCAGGUGUACACGGUCCAGGAGAAGGACGCCGCUAAACGGCGCAAUUCCCAAGUGCUUGUGGUGCAAACCAUGCUUGAUGUGACCAAUCUCGGGCUCGGCCUCGCCGUCUACUUUGGGUUUGUCAUCGGUCAAGACAGCAGCAUCCCGCGCAUCGCGUUCUACUCGAUUGCACUUGGCAGUCAAGUCGCGUUUCUCCCGUCGUUGCUGUCGUCGCGGAUGCCCAUGAUCCUUCGAUACACCAAGUACCGCCGGUUUUGCACCAAAGACAACAAAGUGGCCGCCAACACCGAACUCGACUACUCGUUUCCGACCCAUAACCACCACAUUGGCGGCGGCGGCGUCGUCGUCGCAGGUGGCACGCGUAUCGAAAUCCCCGCCAUCAUCUUUGGCCUCGAAUCCUCGUUGCGGUACAUCGAGCAAGAACAUUUGGAUGUGGCGAGCUCGCUGCUGCGGCUAUGGCUGGAAGAAGUGCCUGUUUUAGGCAUUAACGUGUACUACCUGCUCGAGGGAGUCGUGUCCGACACGGUCGCAAUCGUGUUUGUCGCGACGUUUGGCACGAUGGUCGCCACGGGCUUCAAGCUGCACCUUGUGAACCGGUUGAGUGAACUGUACUUUAAACGACGAGGGGUUCUCUUUGACAUUGCCAUGGCACGCCUCGAAAGCAAGCAGCGGCGGUCGUCGUACAACUAACGUUAACACAAUAUACUAUUGUCACAUCGAUUCGAA